This is a messenger RNA of Coregonus sp. 'balchen', 5446 nucleotides long. The record is from the annotation of a GenBank genome assembly. NCBI's taxonomy places the organism in Eukaryota, Metazoa, Chordata, Actinopteri, Salmoniformes, Salmonidae.
AUGAACAACUCCUUUGCUGCCUCGCCAACUCACUAUGCCUGCCCUGCCCAGUCUUGGACGGGCCACGACCUCACCCUGAUGCACACAGAAACACACACACACACACACGACUCUGAACUGGUGGUGGUAGGGAUUAAUGGGGACAGUUGGUCAGAGAAGCUUGGUGUGUGUGUGUGUGUCCCCCUGUCAGUCCAAACCUCCCUGGACACCUCCCGCCCCCCUCCCCUGCUAAAGCCCCCUGUGACUCUCUCAUUGCAGGCAGACAAACGGGCACACCACAAUGCACUGGAGCGCAAACGUAGGGAUCACAUCAAAGACAGCUUUCACAGCCUGCGGGACUCGGUGCCUGCCCUGCAAGGGGAAAAGGUUGGUAGAGAGGUAAACCCAGAAGUGCUUAGGGAGAGGGGAUCCUUUGGGGAGGGAAGGGUUGUUUGUGUGUGUCCAGAGCAAUGUAUUUAGAGUUGGGACAAUUUUUUAGAAUUUGGAAUGUUCUAAUUCUAGACGUUCAGUUACAUAGCAUUGUUUAAAUAUUCCCCAUGUAAUGUUAAUGGGGAGCCAACAUGGCUGCCAUAGAAUGUUGAACUGUCAUGUAAAUGCAUCAUAAUGCUCAUUGUAGACAUUCUAUUCCCCAUGUAAUGCAUUGUCUUAACAUCAGGUGGCGUCACUCCUACGCGACGCUCGUCCCUCAACAGGGACCAGUGCAGGCGGAAUCGUCGCGCUAUCUGACGUAAGACUGCCAUGUAAUGUUAAUGGGGUGCUAUCAUGGCUGCCAUAUUUUCAUCAUCAUAAUGCAGGAACCUCAAUGUCCCGACUCUCUAAAUACAUGGCUCUCUGUGUGUCAUGACUCCCGAGUGGCGCAGUGGUCUAAGGCACUGCAUCGCAGUGCUAGCUGUGCCACUAGAGAUCCUGGUUCGAGUCCAGGCUCUGUCGCAGCCGGCCGCGACCGGGAGACCCAUGGGCGGCGCACAAUUGGUCCAGCGUCGUCCAAGGUAGGGGAGGGUUUGGCCGGCAGGGAUGUGGGUUCGUUUCCCACGGGGGGCCAGUAUGAAAAAAAACAUGUAUGCAUUCACUAACUGUAAGUCGCUCUGGAUAAGAGCGUCUGCUAAAUGACUAAAAUGUAAAAUGAUCAUUCUGGGUGAAUGAGUUGGGAGGGGGAUUGUUGAAUGCAAUAUGGGUAAACAAAGUGAAUGUAAUUGCAUUGCAAUGUGUUAUGAUAUAUUAUAUGCUGAUAUAUGUAGGUUUGUGUGUUGCUGUAAUGAAUAGUUCAAAGGUAAUGCCACAGAACAUGUAGCUACUUCCUUCAGUGUAUUCAAUACAUGGGUAGUUAUGACAUGGAGAGGUGAGGAGAUCAUGGGAGGGAGAGUGGAGGAGAGGAGAUGUGUUCUGAACAGAUACACUGGGACACAGGCAAGUUAUGACCAAAUGUGUUGCCGCUUCAAUCUCUGACAUUGAGGGCAUCGGAGCCACCCAACAGACCAGCCCGGGCUAUAGUCAGGCACAGCACACUGUUUUAUUUUCAAACCAACCCCCUCUCAUGGGGUUUAUGGAGUUGUCCGGUGUUCUUGUAGACUUGAUCAUUGCUAGGGUUGUAAUGAGAGUUAAAGGCUUUGUGUGGUACUGACUGACUGAGAGAAGCUGGAUCAAGGGUUUGUCCCAAAUGGCACCCUGUUAGGAGAUAAAUGUAAUAAGUAUUCAACCCCUUUGCUAUGAGCCUCGAAAUUGACCAUCCUUGAGAUGUUUCUACAACUUGAUUGGAGUCCACCUGUGGUAAAUUCAAUUGAUUGGACAUAAUUUGGAAAGGCACACACCUGUCUAUAUAAGGUCCCACAGUUGUUAGUGCAUGUCUGAGCAAAAACCAGGCCAUGAGGUUGAAGGAAUUGUCCGUAGAGCUCCGAGACAGGAUUGUGUCGAGGUACAGAUCUGGGGAAGGGUACCAAAAAAUGUCUGCAGCAUUGAAGGUCCCCAAGACCACAGUGGCCUCCAUCAUUCUUAAAUGGAAGAUGUUUGGAACCACCAACACUCUUCCUAGAGCUGGCCGCCCAGCCAAACUGAGCAAUCGGGAGAGAAGGGCCUUGGUCAGGGAGGUGACCAAGAACCUGAUGGUCACUGACAGAGCUCUAGAGUUCCUCUGUGGAGAUGGGAGAACCUUCCAGAAGGACAACCAUCUCUGCAGCACUCCACCAAUUAGGCCUGUAUGGCACUGGCCAGACAGAAGCCACUCCUCAGUAAAAAGGCAGCACAGCCCGCUUGGAGUUUGCCAAAAAGCAAUGAGAAACAAGAUUCUCUGGUCUGAAUGCCAAGCGUCACGUCUGGAGGAAACCUUGCACCAUCCCUACGGUGAAGCGUGGUGGCAGCAGGGACUGGGAGACUAGUCAAGAUCGAGGCAAAGAUGAACGGAGCAAAGUACAGAGAGAUACUUGAAGAAAACCUGCUUCAGUGCGCUCAGGACCUCAGACUGGUGCGAAGGUUCACCUUCCAACAGGACAACGACCCUAAGCACACAGCCAAGACAACGCAGGAGUGGCUUCGGGACAAGUCUCUGAAUGUCCUUGAGUGGCCCAGCCAGAGCCCGGACUUGAAGCCAAUCGAACAUCUCUGGAGAGACCUGAAAAUAGCUGUGCAGCAACGCUCCCCAUCCAACCUGGCAGAGCUUGAGAGGAUCUGCGGAGAAGAAUGGGAGAAACUCCCCAAAUACAGGUGUGCCAAGCUGGAUCAAGGGUUUGUCCCAAAUGGCACCCUGUUCCCUGUAUAGUGCACUACUUAGGGCACUCAGAAGUAGUUCAUUAUGAGAAUAGGGUGCCAUUUGGACACAGCCUUUGUGUUGCUGUGCGAUGAGAAGCUGGAUCAAGUCUAUAUUCCACGCCUGAUACUGUCUCUCUCUGUCCCUGCUCUAUAAGCCAGGCUCGUCAUACAGACGUGCUCAUGGAUUCGUAUGUGACAGGCUUACAUUUUUAGAAACUAAAAUUUGGGAAAUAUAUAUGUUGAUCUGCGUAGGAAUUGAGGCACAGGCACUUCUGGUCUGUCUCUGUCCCUCCUGUCGAAGCCUGGUUCGUCAUAGAAACAUACUAAUGAAUACUUAUGAGACAGAGAAACUGUCAAAUUAUGGAAAUGCAGACAAUUUUUUGUUCAGGUUCACAUUCAUGAUAGUUUUGUUCCAGCCAGGCUUAUUAUUUGCAAAGUUAUGGAUAAUUCUGGAUUUAGUCUGAUUUUAAAGUGUUCUCUCCUUUUCUGAAGUGUUAAAGGAAGGUUUUAGUGGUUUAAAUGUCUCAUUCUCACCAUCGUAGCAGCUUCAUUCACGGUGUAGGCUCUGGUUGUUGGACUGCAUUAUAGUGGCCUGAGGGAAUUUGGUAGUGUGGCCUGGUUUAAACAGACAACACUGCACCACCAUUGUGAGAGAGCAGCCAUAGAAUUACAUAUAGGGUCUCUGAACGUAGUAUUCAGUCUGGUUUAACCAGGCUAGGGUUAACAGCAGUAGUAUUACAGUAACUGUGUUAGAGGGGUUAGUCAGUGUAUUACAGUAACUGUGUUAGAGGGGUUAGUCAGUGUAUUACAGUAACUGUGCUAGAGGGGUUAGUCAGUGUAUUACAGUAACUGUGUUAGAGGGGUUAGUCAGUGUAUUACAGUAACUGUGUUAGAGGGGUUAGUCAGUGUAUUACAGUAACUGUGUUAGAGGGGUUAGUCAGUGUAUUACAGUAACUGUGUUAGAGGGGUUAGUCAGUGUAUUACAGUAACUGUGUUAGAGGGGUUAGUCAGUGUAUUACAGUAACUGUGUUAGAGGGGUUAGUCAGUGUAUUACAGUAACUGUGUUAGAGGGGUUAGUCAGUGUAUUACAGUAACUGUGUUAGAGGGGUUAGUCAGUGUAUUACAGUAACUGUGUUAGAGGGGUUAGUCAGUGUAUUACAGUAACUGUGUUAGAGGGGUUAGUCAGUGUAUUACAGUAGCUGUGUUAGAGGGGUUAGUCAGUGUAUUACAGUAGCUGUGUUAGAGGGGUUAGUCAGUGUAUUACAGUAACUGGGUUAGAGAGGUUAGUCAGUGUAUUACAGUAACUGGGUUAGAGGGGUUAGUCAGUGUAUUACAGUAACUGUGCUAGAGGGGUUAGUCAGUGUAUUACAGUAACUGUGUUAGAGGGGUUAGUCAGUGUAUUACAGUAACUGGGUUAGAGGGGUUAGUCAGUGAUGUGAUGUCACUGCAACCUUGCCGUGCGUCAUGAGUUUUUCCUUUGUUGCCACCAGCAAUCUAUCAAACAGGCGUCCCGAGCUCAGAUCCUAGACAAAGCCACAGACUACAUCCAGUAUAUGAGGAGGAAAAACCACACGCACCAGCAGGACAUCGACGACUUGAAAAGGCAGAACGCUCUGCUGGAGCAGCAAGGUGAGUAUGAUGGAGAACAUACCGUACCUACGGACCAUCUACUGUAGUGUGAUUUAGAACAUACCGUACCUACGGACCAUCUACUGUAGUGUGAUUUAGAACAUACCGUACCUACGGACCAUCUACUGUAGUGUGAUUUAGAACAUACCGUACCUACGGACCAUCUACUGUAGUGUGAUUUAGAACAUACCGUACCUACGGACCAUCUACUGUAGUGUGAUUUAGAACAUACCGUACCUACGGACCAUCUACUGUAGUGUGAUUUAGAACAUACCGUACCUACGGACCAUCUACUGUAGUGUGAUUUAGAACAUACCGUACCUAUGGACCAUCUACUGUAGUGUGAUUUAGAACAUACCGUACCUACGGACCAUCUACUGUAGUGUGAUGUAGAACAUACCGUACCUACGGACCAUCUCUACCUGUAGCUUGUGUGUUUGUCUGCUUAUGGGCCAAAUUUUUACCUUCAUUUCUCAAUUUCCCUCUUUCCUUCUCACCCCCUUUCUCUAUUCUUCCUUCCCUCGCUCUCCCCCUUCCUUCCCUCGCUCUCUCCCCCUUCCUUCCCUCGCUCUCUCCCCCUUCCUUCCCUCGCUCUCUCCCCCUUCCUUCCCUCGCUCUCUCCCCUUCCUUCCCUCGCUCUCUCCCCCUUCCUUCCCUCGCUCUCUCCCCCUUCCUUCCCUCGCUCCCUCUCCCCCUUCCUUCCCUCGCUCCCUCUCCUCCAUCCUUCCCUCGCUCCCUCUCCUCCAUCCUUCCCUCGCUCCCUCUCCUCCAUCCUUCCCUCGCUCCCUCUCCUCCAUCCUCUUUCCUUUCUCUUCCUUUUGUCUAUUUCCCUUCUUUCUCCGUCCAUCUCCUUCUCCCUCUUUCGCCGUCCUUCUCCCCUGUAGUGCGUGCGCUGGAGAAGGUGAAGGGUUCGACCCAGCUCCAGGCCAGCUACAGUUCUUCAGACAGCAGCCUGUACACCAACCCUAAAGGCAGCGCUGUGUCUGCUUUCGACGGAGGCUCUGACUCCAGCUCAGAGUCCGAGCCAGAGGAACCCCCCGCCCCCAGGAAGAAGCUCCGCGUGGAGGCCAGCUAG